AUGGAUCAAAGGAGGAAACGUAGAAGAGGCGUGAGAAACGAUGAAGAAUACAAACGGCAUAAAAUUAAGAAAUCCAGAGUCCACGGAAAAGCAUAUCAAAAUUACAGAGAUAAACCCGUGGAUGCCAGAAAGAUAGGUCAACCUUGCAAAUGUAUAAUGCGAUGUUUUGACAAGAUUAAAGAAUCUGACCGGCAAAAAGUUUUCGCAGAAUUUUACAAAUUGUCUACGAAAAACCUCCAGGAUAUUUACCUUCAAAGUCUGAUACAAGCCCAAUCACCGACGCAAAGAAGAAAAAGGAAGGAGGAUGGAAAAGAUAGAUCUUGGUCUUAUAGACACUACAUCACAAUCAACAAGAACGACAAAAGAAAAGUAUGUCGUGGAGCUUUCGUUAGCAUUUUUGGAAUAACCAGCGAACGACUUCGAAGAUUGAAAAGACUGAAGGUGCAAAACGAGUUGCCCCAAGACAAGCGGGGCACGCACAACAACCGAAAUAAAAUAGAGUCACAUUUUGAUGAUUUGAUCAGAAAACAUUUGCUGUCGUAUCCCAUCAAAGCUGUUAUUCAUUCCAAUGAAAUAUUUAUAGACACAAGUUUGACUAUUAAACAAAUGUACCAGGAGUUCAUGAAUAAAAACAAAAAGAUAAAAAACAUUAAUCGGAUCAAAUAUAGUUAUUUUUAUAAAUAUUAUACAAACAAAAUGGAUCCGAAGAUAUGCAAAGAAAAGCCGCAGUAUGAUAUAUGUUGUGAAUGUGAAGAAUUGGCGUUGGAAAUCAAGCAAACAUUCAUCAAAAGGAAAAGAGAAAAUUUGCAAACGCUAAGGGAUCAACACAACCGUAAAGCUCAAUCUUUCCUCAGCAAAUACAAUACAGUUAAGGAAGAGUUAGAGAAGGAUACAAGCGUUGGAGCUGUUGCUUUUGCAUUUUUGAAGACCAAUUUACAUCUGCCAAAGACUCCAGUUGCUGACUACCUUAAACAAGGACUCAAAGUCCAUUUGUUCCGAAUAUACGACUUGAAAAUGGAUAAAUCGUAUUACUACAUUUACCCCGAAGUAGAAGCACAGGAUGGCCCGAACGAAGUUUGCUCCUUCUUACGGGACUAUUUACAAAACCAUUUGUCCGCAGGCGUUAAAAGGUUAUGCGUAUUUAGUGACGGGCAAAGUUGUAACAAAAACGAAACAAUUAUUAGCAUGUGGUUGAGUCUAACGAAAAAGUUCGAUAAAAUAGAACACUUUUAUCCGAUCACCGGUCACACGAAUUUACCCUGUGACAUUGACUGCAACAACUUACAAAAAGUUUUGGGGAGACAUUUGAGGAUUUUCAGAACGCACAAGUACACGGAACUGAUAGCGAAUGGAAAUAAGAAAUCCGAGGUGAGAGAGGUCCAAAGGUGUGAUAUAUUUGAUUACGAGUCGUGGCAUAAAAAUUAUUUCGUAAACAGAUUCAAUGAGGACAAGUUGGAGGGUGUUUGCCACUUAGUUUUUGAAGCUGGGAGUUUUAAAGCUGGCCGUGAUAUUGAGAAAGAAUUCGAAAUAUCCUUUAAAUAUAUAGGUGACGUAGGUCUGUUAAGUUUGCCUGAAGAAUACGCUUAUGGGGAACCUCUUAGAGUUGAUGAAGAGAAAGUGGACAAUCUCAAAAGAUUAAUCGAAUAUGUUGACGAUAAUAUAAAUUUUUACAGUAAGAUUAUACAAGAUGCCCAAUAGUCCGCGUCAU
Messenger RNA from Aethina tumida (small hive beetle), 1708 nucleotides. RefSeq lists its product as uncharacterized. Bases 1 to 1698 code for a protein of 565 amino acids. The transcript has 2 exons. NCBI's taxonomy places the organism in Eukaryota, Metazoa, Arthropoda, Insecta, Coleoptera, Nitidulidae. The record is from RefSeq and is a predicted model, not a curated record.